Molecule: messenger RNA, 1159 nt
Organism: Calliphora vicina (urban bluebottle blowfly)
Lineage: Eukaryota; Metazoa; Arthropoda; Insecta; Diptera; Calliphoridae
Gene: CSN6
Product: COP9 signalosome subunit 6
Exons: 2
Coding region: 34-1056 (340 amino acids)
Biological process (GO): protein deneddylation
Cellular component (GO): COP9 signalosome
Molecular function (GO): metallopeptidase activity; protein binding
Source: RefSeq, a predicted model, not a curated record
UAUCUACAAAACGAUAAAAACAACAAUAAUUAAAUGGAACAAAUGGAUGUAGAUUUGGAUGUGAAGCCUGGGUCGUCUACGGACAUCAUUAAUACCAGUGAUGGCGUAUCAAAAUCUAAAAUGAAUGCAGCCGCCGGGAUCAUUGGACCAAAUGUAAUGGCCGAUGCAAGCACAGUGCCAUCGGUCACAAUUUCAUUACAUCCAUUGGUUAUUAUGAAUAUAUCGGAACACUGGACACGUAUACGAGCUCAAGCGGGUGAGACAUGCCAGGUGUAUGGAGCAUUGAUUGGCAAACAAAAAGGCCGCAAUAUAGAAGUGAUGAAUUCAUUCGAAUUGAAAACCGAUAUAGUUGGUGAUGAUGUAUUUAUCAAUCAGGAUUAUUAUAUGACCAAAGAGCUCCAGUAUAAACAGGUUUUCAGUGAAUUGGACUUCAUUGGUUGGUAUACCACUGGCGAGACACCCACCGGCAAAGAUUUGGCCAUACACAAACAAAUAUCCGACAUCAACGAAUGCCCCAUAAUGUUGCAAUUGAAUCCCUUGUCACGCAAUGUAGAUCAACUUCCGCUGAAGCUUUAUGAAUCUGUUAUUGACAUUGUAGGCAGUGAGGCCACCAUGCUUUUUGUGCCCCUCACCUAUACCCUGGCCACAGAGGAAGCUGAGCGCAUUGGUGUUGAUCAUGUUGCUCGCAUGUCUACUAAUGAUACCGGAGAAAAAUCGUAUGUGGCCGAACAUUUAGUGGCACAGGAGAGUGCCAUUAAAAUGUUAAAUACUCGUAUUAAGAUUGUCUUGAAAUACAUCAAAGAUGUGGAGGCUGGUAAAUUGGCAGCCAAUCAAGAAAUUUUACGUGAAAUUUAUGCAUUGAGUCAUCGCCUACCCGUAAUGCAAGGUGGUGCCUUCCAGGAGGAGUUCUAUACUCAAUGUAAUGAUGUUGGUCUGAUAAGUUAUUUGGGUUCGAUGACAAAGGGUUGCAAUGAUAUGAAUCAUUUUGUUAAUAAAUUUAAUGUGCUCUAUGAUCGCCAAGGUUCUGGUAGGCGCAUGAGGGGACUUUAUUUUUAGAAACCAUACAAAUAAAAUCUGGUCUUUUAUUGUAAAUGGGAUAAAUAUAAUGUCUACACAAAUGCAAAAAUUUAUUUAAUAAAUACAAGCUUUUAGUUUCCAA